This is a messenger RNA of Klebsormidium nitens, 342 nucleotides long. The record is from the annotation of a GenBank genome assembly. Lineage: Eukaryota; Viridiplantae; Streptophyta; Klebsormidiophyceae; Klebsormidiales; Klebsormidiaceae.
AUGAUGGCUACAUCGGGACAGAUUCUAAAGACAGAGGUCCGGCGCAAGCACGCAAACAGCCCCCCAAUACUGCUGGAUGGUCGUCGAUUGGCACGUUCUUUUAGAUUAGGAAAGCGAAGUUUCCUGGAGGCGAAAGCGAAGCUUCAGGCGGCGCUGAAUCUUGAAAACCUGGAGAGCUCAUAUGGCGAAAUGGACGAGAGAGGGUCCCCAGUAUCGGAGGACUCGGGGGGGGUCGUGAUUGUGGAUGAUGACGUCCUGCUUCGGCAUCCCGACUCGUCUGCUUACCAGCUUUUUCGGGUGAGCCCCGUGGGAAUCGUGGCUACGAGAAUGACGGAGGCUUGA